UAGAUGAUCAUGAUCUAAUAACUUAACUAGUAUUCGACAAUGAUUGAAUGCGCAGCAGGUCUGAUUUAAACGUCCUCUAUCAUUCUAUUCUGACUAUGAACAACCAAUAGCGCUCUUUUAAAUUACCUGUUUCUCGAUUAGACUUCGGAAAGAGGAAUUAAACACAAAGAACGUUUGAGAUUGACAAGACCCUCAUUGAACUAUUCAUAUUGUCUUUGAUUACAAAAAUUUUUUCCUCGCUUUUUUUUCAAUCGACAUUAAAGAAGUCAUUACAAAAGCCAUUCAAUAUGCGCGAAAAGAACUCGAAGUAUUCACGCCUGGAGGAAUUCCCGGAAGACGAGACGAAUGGUGUUCCGCAAGGAAAUCUGGGAUUCGACGACAUUCACAUGACCUAUUUUGCUGAAGUAUCCAAAACAUGGCAUCACAUUGAGAAUCUAGACGACUUUUUCAGAAGAAUUUAUUUGUAUCAUCAACGCAACGGCUUCAUAUGCAUCGCUACCUCCGAGUUCUUCUCGCUUGUUCAAUUCGCCUUUGUCGUCUUUCUUUCUACUUUGCUAGCCCAAUGUAUUGAUUACCCGAAGCUUUUCAACUACGCUGAUCAUGUGCAUCUUAAUAUCUCGGACUACACAACUAAAGACAAAACUGUAGUGUUUGACUGGCCGCAGCGGGUUAAGAUCGCAGACGUUGUCUACCCUUUGGAUCAAUGUCUAAUGAAGGGGUCGACAUUUAUGCAUACUUUGCUACUUCUUGCGGUUGCCUUUUGGCUGUUCAGACUAUCUCGAGCGAUGGUGGUUCUCUCACGAUUCUGGGAAACGAGACAGUUCUACGAAACAGCUUUGGCUAUUCCGACUAAAGAGCUCGCUAAUUUCACCUGGUUCGAUAUUCUGGAUCAACUUAAAAGGGUUCAAUGUGAUCAGCAAAUGUGUAUACACAAACGUGAAUUAACAUCUCUUGAUAUUUACUCGAGAAUUUUGAGGUUCAAAAAUUACGAAAUUGCUAUGGUCAAUAAGGAUAUUCUGCCUGUUAAAUUUGACAUCCCAUGUUUUGGACAGUACACAUUUAUGAGUCAGAGUUUGAAACUGAACUUUGGGCUAAUUUUAUUCUGGGGUCCAGGGGCGCCUUUUUCGAACAACUGGAGUUUGAAAGACGUGUACAAGCGGAAGGUAGCGAGGGUCCAAUUGGCCAAAGAAAUGUCCAAACGCAUUCUUCUGGCGGGCUUGAUUAAUUUGAUACUGUCGCCUGUUAUAUUUUUCUAUCAGCUUUUACUCUCAUUUUUCAGCUACGCCGAUCUGAUCAAAAGAGAUCCAUCGAGUCUCGGAAUGCGAAAAUGGUCUCUUUACAGUCGUCUUUACUUAAGGCAUUACAAUGAGUUAGAGCACGAGUUUAAUGCACGCUUGGCUAGAGCAUACAAGCCUGCGACCAUGUAUCUGAACUGUUUUGUCUCUACUUUUGCUUCCAUCAUAGCACACAAUGUUGCCUUUUUCGCUGGAUCCAUAUGCGCUGUGGUGAUUUUACUCGCGAUUAUUGACGAGGAUGUUUUACAAGUGGAUAAUGUUAUUACAUUACUAACUGCUACGGGAAUCGUAACCGCUAUUUCUCGUGUUUUUAUCCCGGACGAGAAUUUUAUAUUUUGUCCUGAGCUUUUACUGAAGAGUGUAUUGGCGCAUAUACAUUAUAUGCCGGCAACAUGGCGAGGGAAGGCCCACACGUCUGAUGUUAGAGAUGAAUUUUCGAAGUUUUUCCAACUGAAACUUGUGUUUUUUAUCGAAGAACUCGUCAGUCCAAUUGUGACACCUCUGAUUCUGCUGUUUGCACUGCGACCGAAGGCCCUCGAAAUUGUGGACUUCUUGAGGAACUUCAGCAUUGACGUCGCAGGAGUCGGGGAUGUUUGUUCAUUCGCACAGUUAGACGUGAACAAACACGGCAACCCGCACUGGCUAGACAAAGAUGACGUCAUGCCGAAUGAACACGACGAAGAAGAAGAAGAAGAAGACAUGCCGAAAGAGUCGAUACGAGUGGGACCUUCUCAGGCUAUGCAGUCGGAGGACGGCAAGACUGAAUUGUCAUUGGUCAAUUUUGCACUCACGAAUCCAAAUUGGCGCCCGAGUCAGGCCUCGGAAGUGUUUUUAACGAACUUGAAAGGACAAGUUAGAAAAGACGCGAGUAUGAUGAUAAGUGUAAGAAACAUAGAGAACAGUGGGUUCCUACACUCCAUGCAAAACUCGUCCCUCUUCAUGCAGCCUUUGUCGAUACCGCCUGCGAUCAAGGAAAGCAUGCUUGAAAGUGUUGCGUUAUCACAACGCAGAGAUUCCAAUUUUUCGUCUCAAGGCGCCCAGACUAAUCUACCUCUCAAAGGCCCAGGAAUCGCGGGUAAAAUUGGACCACUUCAUCAAGUGAACAUGACCUCGGAUUCCUCGGCUAGUGUGUAUAUCUCCCAAACAUCGAAUUUUGAGUCGGGGAACCAUGUCAUUACAGAGCGGUCUGUGCUCUCAAUGGCUGCUUCGUUGACCAAUCAGAAUCGAUCUGGUCCCGGUAUGCUUAACUCACAAUCAGAUGUUAAUCUGAACGAGACGAAUGUUCUAAGCCUUGAAAUGUCUGCUACAGUGUUGAAACUACACGACAGAUUUCACCAAAAUGCUGCCUCUAAAUGCAUAAUAGCCUCGGAAUCUUUUCAAACUGUGGACGAUGAAAUAAACACGAACCAGUAUCAGAAUCAAAACCAGACCACGUCGGUUUCUCUUCCGACGAACGAGUAUCGCCAAGGGCUGCUUGCGGCGACUUGGGCUAAUCGGAAUAGUAGCCAAUCAAAUGCAACUAUCGGAUCAGGCGAUCGAGGAGAUGUCAAUCAAACUACAACUGAUGAGGAAAACUUGGAUGACUUCGACUUCACCCUAACACCCCUGGACAAACCGAAUGUCGUUUGAUAAAUUGGAGAAUAUUUAGUUUAGACAAAACAUUCGAAUAACUUUUCAAGGCGGAUAACUUUUGAUCAUUUUUCAAUUAAUUUAGUUUACAAGGUUAGUUAAAGAGAAAUACAAAGUGGCUGCUUUAUCUAAAUAAUAAUUUAACGUCUAUUUG
This is a messenger RNA of Symsagittifera roscoffensis, 3078 nucleotides long. Its product is annotated as autophagy-related protein 9A-like. The record is from RefSeq and is a predicted model, not a curated record. Gene Ontology annotation, cellular component: phagophore assembly site; autophagosome. The transcript has a single exon. NCBI's taxonomy places the organism in Eukaryota, Metazoa, Xenacoelomorpha, Acoela, Convolutidae. Gene Ontology annotation, biological process: autophagy of mitochondrion; nucleophagy; protein localization to phagophore assembly site. Bases 288 to 2924 code for a protein of 878 amino acids.